AGCCCCUAAACCCCCCCACCCCCAACCCCACUCUACCCCAAACUUCACGCUGUUAGUCAUCUGCUUGUAAAUAUAUAGAGGAGAUAUUUGUUGAUCUUUUUCAAAUCUCACAUUAUCGGAGAAUAUAAAAUGGAACAGAGCUCCCGGAAGGAGAGACCGUCGUCGUCGUCGGAGAGUUGCGCUAAUGAGUUGACCCGGUUGAAUUCUGGUGCGUCGUCUUUGAGUGUUGCGGAUUCCAAAGAUACUUUGCUGCAGGGUGGAAAUGCUACCAAGGACAAGUACACAGGAUGGACAAAUGCAAAGCACAAUGCAUUUCUGGACUGUCUUGAAGCUUCAUUUGUUAAGCAGUUACACAGAUCCAUGGCAUUGCGUGCUGGAUCUGUGGAAAUGAACCUCAGCUGUAGAAAUUUAUCAGAAGAGUUAUCUGCACAUGUCAACAAAGCUUCAAAGCAGUUACCUUUUCUGCGUCAUGGCUCUUGGAAGAAGAUCAACACUGUGAGGCAGCCACCUGUUGUGUAUAUCGCAGCUGAUUCUCAUGAUUGCUUAAAAUAUCUACGCGGUGAUGGGCAUCAUCAGGUUCUGGAUAGCCAAUUUUGUAGUGAACUCCUUUGCAAGGGGAAACGAACAAGAGAUGAGAGGUCUUCUUCAUCUUGUGAAUACAAAGCAAGAUCACAUUUAAUCCCUUCCAAUCCGGGAGAAUUUCAGAAAACAGUUUGUAGAGUUACUGAAGGUUCAGGUCAGAAUUUCUUGGAUGAAGAUUCAGACGAGAACUCGAGAUGCAAAAAGAUGAAGACAGCUUCGGUGGAUACUACAGACCAAGAGCAAGUCGUUCCAACAAGGAAUACGAGAGUUCAGGAGCUGCUAGUUCCAUGUUCCAGAGAAAUAACCAAGUAAAUCUUGGAAAUUCUUCACCAAACAAUGACGGGAGCUAGUUCUAUGUUCCAGAGUAGUGACAAAGUAAAUCUCAAAACUAAUCAGAAGACUAUGGCAAAUGUAAGACUUUUG
Molecule: messenger RNA, 1005 nt
Organism: Solanum verrucosum
Lineage: Eukaryota; Viridiplantae; Streptophyta; Magnoliopsida; Solanales; Solanaceae
Product: cold-regulated protein 28-like
Exons: 5
Coding region: 130-894 (254 amino acids)
Biological process (GO): regulation of circadian rhythm; response to cold
Source: RefSeq, a predicted model, not a curated record